Messenger RNA from Podarcis lilfordi (Lilford's wall lizard), 7684 nucleotides. The record is from the annotation of a GenBank genome assembly. NCBI's taxonomy places the organism in Eukaryota, Metazoa, Chordata, Lepidosauria, Squamata, Lacertidae.
AUGUGGCCGACUUUGCGCAAAGCUGGCGCGCUCCUGGCUCUGGUGGGGCUUUGCUUGGUCACGCUCGCCCGGUCCCUGCCCCUCACCGAUGCUGGACCACAUGUCAACUAUGGCUGGGGAGAGGCCAUAAGAUUGAGGCACCUCUACACCGCCGGCAGACACAGCUCGUUCAGCUACUUCUUGAGGAUCAACAGCGACGGCCGAGUGGACGGCGCCAGCGCCCAGAAUCUGCAUAGUAAGUAACCGGGCUCUCCAAAGCGCCGCGCAAUCUUCUUCGGUUCCUGAGCCAUGGGCUGGGGAGGGGGGGGCAGUUGACCCCGCUAAAUAAAUACUUACCUAAAUGUAGAAAGAUUUUGACACAUUUUUCUGACCACUUGGGGACAAAAGAAAAUAAUUUAAAACAAUUGCUAUUGAGAUAUUUCAUUCCGAAUCUGCUAGACGGAGCCGGACAGCGGAUGGUGACAGGUGGGCGUCCUGCCCCCCCCCCAAAUAAAUCCUGGCUAUGCCAAUGUGCGGGUCCUUGACGUGUAUGUGGGGGUGUAGGUGAGUGCAGUUGGGACAGGGAUCUAAAAAACCGACGGUCCUGCGAAGCUGCGCGCGCUAGAGAGGGAGAGAUUGUUUCCCGCAGAGCCAACUUUCCCGUCUCCACCUCACCGCGUACUAACGCUGCGUUUUGUUUCGCUGCGCAGGUUUGCUGGAGAUCCGAGCCGUGUCCGUUCGUACGGUGGCGAUCAAGGGCGUGGAAAGCUCUCGCUACCUCUGCAUGGAAGCGGAGGGGAGGCUGCGCGGGCUUGUAAGUUGCGGCGGGGGCCCCCUCGACCUAGGCAUGCCGAGAGCCCCGGGGGGGGGGAGGGUUUUGCAUGCAUGCGCCCCCACAACGGCUCCUGGCGAUUUGUAUCCAGUGCCGGGCCGGACAAAACAAUAGCAGCCUGGCCAAAUUUAUUUUACUCCCACACAACAAAGCAGUCUAAACACGUCGCGCCACGACCUUAAACGGGUUUAAAAUGAAGCCUAUUAUUAUUAUUAUUAUUAUUAUUAUUAACAACGCUCUGGGCUCUGUGAUUAGACAACAGAAAGAAUUUUUAAAAUCCAAUCACGAGGUAAUUUUGGAACUCCAGUCUUGCUAGUGGUAAGGUUCAGGCAAAGGGAAGAGUAAUAAAAUAACCAUUAAGGUAAUAACAAAUAACUUUGAACUGAACAAAAGAGGAAAUGGAGGAAUAGCUUCUUCUUUGCACUUAUGGUACUCUGUGUAUUUUUUCUCUCUAUGAAUAGUGGCAGAACCAGCAGCAUUCCAGAAUUUUGACUACUAAGAUUUACGAUUUGUUUAGAUUUCUUUUCUGAACUAUUUAAAGGGGCUCCAGGCUGGAUGGUUGAUCUUUAUCUCAUUCUGUCCUCACAGCAACCCUUAAGGUAGGUGCGGCUGAGAGAUAACGAUGUACCCAAGGCCACCCAGUAAGCCUGCCCGACUAAACAGGGAUUUGAGCAGGGCUUCCCAUGUCAAAAUACAACCAGCACAUCACACCCAUAACAUUACGGAAGGUGUUUAUACCCUGAGAUCUUUCUUACAUAACAUUUGUUCCAGCUCCAGUUUCUUACUCUUUUUAUCCUGUUUUUGAUUAGGAUCAUGCAUGUGAAGGUGUAACUUUUUGCACCAACACAUGACUCCCGAUGUUCAAAGCUAGGAAAGGCAUUAUUGAAUCUUGGUGUGAAAUAGCUUGGCAUGAUUUGGUCAAAGUUAAGGACUUAUAAAUUCCAGUGAAUUUUAUGGGACUUAAAUUUCUCCAAUUGGGCUGGGAUAUAUGCCAAAUAUUUAUUGCAUGGAAUUACUAAAUUAGCACAAAAUAUUCUUGCUCUUCAGGUCAUUCUGCAGAUAAUCUACCAAAGAGUGCUCCUUUUAAGAGCAAAUGCAUUCCUUCCCACCCCCAGCUCCCGAAAUCUAGGUGUGGUUUUGUAGAAAUCUAGCUAUUGGUGAAGGAAAUCGGCACCUUUUGUUGCUUUCUUAACUGACGUUGAGGGAAUCUGUGAUGGACUCAAAAGUUUGUCUAUAGUGUCUGCAGCUGUCUUCCCCCAGCCUGGUGACUUCCAGGCACUUUGGACUACAACUUCCACCUGCCCCAGCCAGCACAGCUAUUCCAAAACAUCUGGAGAGGCAUCAGGUUGGGGAAAAUCUGGUCUACAGAGUGGUAGCUGAUGCAAUGCCCACAGAGACUUGUUGGGCGGAAGGCAGGGAGACUGAUGGUAGGCAGAUGCAGAGCUAAUGCCAGGUAGAACUAAUUCUAGGUUUGUCCUCAUCCUCUUCCCUGCCAAGUCCUAAAAGGGCAACAUAGCGACUAAGGAGGAGAAGCCGAAAGCCAAGGUCGCCCUCUGGACCAGUUCAAAGUACAAAGGCAGGCAAAGGGGGGCUGGCUGAGAUGGGCGGGGGGCUGCCUGAUUUGCCUCCACCAGAUCUACAGGCUCUCUGCUACAUUUGUAACGGGGCAUUCUUAAGCUCUUCUACGCAACCCAUUUUCAUUCAGCUGAUACACAGCGGUUCCGUGUUUAGAUCAGGGCAUGAGCUAAGGACAGAAGUUGCAGUCCUGCCAUGGCCUUCAGUGGAGCACAGAGUGCACCCCAAAAGCUACACACGUCUAGCCCAAAGUAAGUCCCACUGAGUUCAAUGAGGCGUACAGGGAAAUGGGUGCAGGACUGAAUCCUGGAUUUCCAAAGAUCAAUUGUGGUACCUUUCGUUUUAAUGUCUCUAACAAUCCUGGGCAUGUUUUCUCAGAAGGAAAUCCCCAUGGGGCUUAUUCCCAGGUGUGUAUGUGCCCAGAAUAACAGAUUACCAGAGCAAUCCAACCCCCUCUUGCGCUGGGUGGCAGCGGCGUAAAUGUGCCUCCUCUGAGCUCUCCUGUCUAAGUCAGCCUUCUACCAGGCGUGUGGGCAGGAGUGCCACUGGGGGAGGGGAUUCCUUCAAGCAGGGCUGAGCCACCCCAUGAUUCAUUGAACCCUAAGCCAGUCUCACCGCUGUAGCAUGAUGGCAUUGGGCCACGUUGCUGCAUGAGCAACUUCAAGCUGGCACAGUGAUCUUCCUGUCCCAAAUGCUUCUGCCUCUGCUACUGUGUGCAGCAGGGCUGCGGAUAGGGUGACUGCUCAGUGCCGCCACCAGGAGAGGACAGGCUUGAAUUGCAGCCUAUAUCACUAAGGUCCACAGAGCUCUAAUCCCCAUUCGGUUUGAAAAGUCUACAUAACCGAAAGGUAAAGGUAAAGGGAACCCUGACCAUUAGGUCCAGUCGUGACCGAUUCUGGGGUUGCGCGCUCAUCUUGCUCUAUAGGCCGAGGGAGCCGGCGUUUGUCCACAGACAGCUUCCGGGUCAUGUGGCCAGCAUGACUAAGCCGCUUCUGGCGAACCAGAGCGGCACAUAGAAACGCCGUUUACCUUCCCGCCAGAGCGGUCCCUAUUUAUCUACUUGCACAUGACGUGCUUUCGAACUGCUAGGUUGGCAGGAGCAGGGACCGAGCAACGAGAGUUCACCCCGUCGCGGUGAUUCGAACCGCCGACCUUCCGAUCGGCAAGUCCUAGGCUCUGUGGUUUAACCCACAGCGCCACCCGAGUCCUCUACAUAACCUACUUGGAGGAUAAUGUAUUCUUUCCUACCCUUGUAUAUCUGAGAACUGAGAUGCUGCUGAAAGAUCACCCUAGAUAUCUAGCAUCAGGUCUCAAAGUCUGAUAUGUGUCAUUCUUAUUUAGUUAACUUCAUAAGGAGACUAAUUUAAGACUAUAUAGCACUCUGCUCUGUAGGAAACCAGAUUUGUUGUGAGGUGGAUUGCUGCGGUUUUAUUGAUGUUGAGUCAGUUUUAAGUAGGUCAAUCAGAGUAAUCUAACCAGGAUAGUGAGGGGUCUGGACAUCAAGUCCCAUGAGUAAGGCAUGAAAGUGCUGUGUAUGUUUAGCCUGGAGAAGAGACUAUUAAGGGGAGAUAUGAGAGCUCUCUUCAAAUAUCUGAAGUGGUGUCAGACAAUGGAGCAGACUUGUUUUCUGUUGCUCAAGAGGGAAGGAUUAAAAAUAAUGGGUGGAAAUUGCAAGGAAGCAGAUUUCUGCUACACGUUAGGAGAGACUUCCUAAUGGCCUGAGACGUUAAGACAGCAAAAACAGGCUGCCUCGGGGAGUGGUGGUCUCUUCUUCACUGGAGGGUAUUAAGCAGAGACGAAAGAGUCAUUGGUCAUGGGUGUUGCCAUUGCAUCCUGCAGUUACAGAUCCUGCACUGAGGAGGGCUGGAUUGGAUGACCCCAAGGUCCCUUUCCAGCCCAAUAAUCAUAUAACUGCUUACCAGCACAACAGCUCAAAUCACACUUAUAGAUGGUUGUGCCCUAUUGAAAUCAGUGCAUUGAAAUGUGAAUGCAUAUUGAACAGUGCAGCUAUUUUCACUUGAGCUUAGCUAAUCAACAAAUUGUAGAGUUGGAAGGGACCACAAGUGCUAUCUAGUCCAAUCAGGUUAGCAUGCUUUCAAAGUGCUGUUUAUGUGGUCUUCCAGCAGAUGAUGAUAUAGAAAUUUAACAGGGACCUUGGGAUACACUAGUAUCUCCAUCCCCAUUCAUAACUCUCUAACGUGCAUAUCUUACAUGCCCCAACAUUAUUUUUCAACAGUAAACAUAGAUAUAAACAAUGGGUUUUAAGUUUGGUCUCAUUCAAGCUUCUGUCUGUAAAUAGUGACAGAACCUGUUGUAAACUGCCUCUCGGUUAAGAAUUAACAUUACUUUUUAAACUACAGUGGUACCUCAGUUUUCAAAUGUAAUCCAUUCCGGAAGACCGUUUGAGUUCCAAAACAUCUGAAAACUGAGGUGCAAAGGACGGCCUGCAAAUUUAAUAGAGAGAAUUGAGAAAAAUACAGUGGUACCUCAGCGGAAGCCAUUCGACUUCUGAGGUGCAUUCGAAAACGGAAGCAUUUACUUCCAGGUUCAUGGCAUUCAAAAACCGAAUGUUCGUCAACGGAGACAUUCGAAAACUGAGGUACUACUGUAUAGUUUCUGUAUAGAUCUGUAUCAUUCACAUUACAAAAAGUAAGGCUACACUUGAAAAUAAGCCCCUCUGAACACUUUAGAAUUCAUUUCUGUGUAAACAUGCCUGAGGACUGCCUUGCAAGUCAUACUGUUAUUGCCAUACUGAAUUUUGUUCUGCAUUGUGACUGUGUGAAAAUUAAUGAAAUAACUCAACAGUUAAAGGCAGUUAAGUGACUUGCAUGGCAGCAGCCUCACAUCUCAAGAUGUUUCCCUAAUCUAGACAAAAACCAAAAACAUGUUUUUCCACAUGCCUGAUAGCCCAAUCCACAUCUGAAGUGCUGCACUUUAAGCCUAUUUAGUCAUUAAGAGAAUUCUGCUCUAACCUCUUCUACUUCUUAAUGAUGAUUGUCAGCAUAAUAUGUUACACGUGUAGGGGGGAAAGUAUGACAUAGGGACUUGGCAGGUAAAGAGUUUAUGCACGAACACCAUUUCUCUUAUCACCGAAGCCCCAGACGCAAUCAGCGAUACUUCUGAGUUGACAGAGAGUUCAGUCACCUCUAAUGACCGAACCAGAAUAGUACCAGAAAAACAGCAGUGACAAAGAGAACCUGGAACAGACUAAAAUCACCAUCCUAUUUUGUUUUUUGUUUGUUUUUGUUCUAUUAUGGGCUAGUCUUUCUGUGUUAGCUGGCACAUUUUUGGUUCCAAUACUCAGAAUAUAUGUUAACACUACAUGGCCAAUUCUUACUCUGUGACAUUAUAAAAUACAAAUCCUCAUUUUGUCAAAGUCAAAGGGAUUUUUUCAAUUAAGUUAGCUUACUAAACAUGGUUCAUGUCUAAUUUUUAAAUGCUGGCCACAUUGCACACUGUUUAAAAAUGCUUAUCAUUUAAAUUUUAUAUUUUAAAAUAUCAAUGGUUCUCUCACAUAAUCCUGGAAGGGGCACCCUGAAAAAUGUUGUCUGGAUAGUGCUGUGCUGAUGCAAUGGUGAUGGAGAUGAAAGUGCUCUGCUGUCGCCAUCAUCAUGGAGACGGUCUCAAAAUAGUGUUUAGUCUGUGUUUGGCGAACCCAUGUUAGAUCUUUCUCCAUUUGUGUUCUAGUUGUCAACUCUAUUGCUUCAUUGCCCUAGUAUAUAAGGAGGCAAAUCAGGUUCUAGUAAAUGGGAGAGGACACCUUCCACAGAAAUCUCCCUAGAGUCUAACACCACAAACUUGAGAGGGCAUAGUUGGGAUAGGUUGAAAACAACUUAGGUUGUCCAGUCAGGACUUGGCAAUGGCAGCCUGUUCAGCAACCUCAUCAGAAUCAAGACAUGUAUGGCAAUUGCUUUAACUAUGCAGCAAUCUGAACCUUUCCCCUGUUAUUUGCCUUUAGCUUCUGGUAGCCUGGGGUGUCUCAUGAACUCCAGUAAACUUUGGUUCAAGUGUACAUUGAGCUGCAAUGCUUUUGCUAUAUUUACAUAGUGAAAACAAGUCUUCUCAGCUAGGAACUGUGGGUUGCUGUGAUGGGCCACUGUGGCUUCAAAACAGUUCUUGCUUUACGACCAGUUAGCAGAGUAAGAGAAAUCAAAUUGAAUCUUACUGCAUAAAUCUAUAAAAGCAUAACCACACCUCUUCAUAACUCCACGGAGCACUUCCAUUCUCCAUGUUUGGGUUAUAAAUGACUCCUUGUAUCUUCCUGCACUAGUCUGUAUCAAAAUUAGCUCCAUGGAAGAAUGGUUCCCAAUUAAUAAUAAUAAUAAUAAUAAUUUAUUAUUUGUACCCCGCCCAUCUGGCUGGGUUUCCCCAGCCACUCUGGGCGCCUUCCAACAAAGAUUUAAAAUAUAUUAAAGUGUCACACAUUAAAAACUUCCCUGAACAGGGCUGCCUUCAGUUGUCUUCUAAAUGUUAGGUAGUUGUUUAUCUCUUUGACAUCUGAAGGGAGGGCGUUCCACAGGGCGGGCGCCACUACUGAGAAGGCCCUCUGUCUGGUUCCCUGUAACCUCAUUUCUCGCAAUGAGGGAACUGCCAGAAGGCCCUCGGCGCUGGACCUCAGUGUCCGGGCAGAACAAUGGAGGUGGAGACGCUCUCUCAGGUAUACUGGGCCGAGGUCAUUUAGGGCUUUAAAGGUUAACACCAACACUCUGAAUUGUGCUCGGAAACAUACUGGGAGCCAAUGUAGGUCUUUCAAAACCGAUGUUAUGUGGUCUCGGCGGCCGCCCCCAGUCACCAGUCUAGCUGCCGCAUUCUGGAUUAGUUGUAGUUUCCGAGUCACCUUCAAAGGUAGAGCACACUGAAUAGAUUAUUCCAUAAAACAGGUGAUUUGGCUAAACACUGUUGCAUCAUAUGCCAUUUAAGAGUGCAAAAAAUGUAUAAAGCCAAUGUGUAAUAUUUUUCACUUCCUCUCAGCUCAGUUAUUCUACAGAGGAUUGCUCCUUUGAAGAGGAGAUGCGCCCAGAUGGCUACAACAUCUACAAGUCCAAGAAAUAUGGAGUCUUGGUGUCCUUAAGUACUGCCAGGCAAAGGCAACAAAAUAAAGGGAAAGACUUUCCACUGUCUCAUUUCUUGCCAAUGAUCAACACUGUGCCAGUGGAGUCAACCGAUUUUGGAGAUUACGGCGACACCGGGCAGCAUUUGCAAUCCGGAGUUUUCAGUCCCCCUCUUGAGACUGACAGCAUGGAUCCCUUCGGCAUCACCUCAGAUGUAUCCGUGAAAAGCCUUAGUUUUGGGAAAUGA